ACAAAAGGCAAAAGAGGAAAUUUGAAGCUAGAACGGUUGUAAUGAUCCAUAUAUUUAGAGAAAUCCACUGAUUUAGAUCGAUCACAUCGCGGUUUCUUCGCUAAGAUCCGUUUCAAUAGAUCAAAGCUCAAAAUAGCAACGCUGCAACGCAGAGCUCGCGCCGUUAAAUGGAUGGAGCCGCCGGGGACGCUGACGGUCUCCACGGCGGAGCGAUGCGGGCAAAAGCUCGGAGCUUGAACAGCCGGCGGUGGCCGGAGACUGAGGGGAGCUGGGAAGGUGAAAACUCGCUGGCGCCAAGUAUGGCCCAGGAAGAGCUUCAAUCUCGCCGUCCAUUAAGCAGGUGGUUCCGCUUUGAGAUCGGCGGGGUGCGUGAUGAACGGUCGAUGGACGGCGCGGAUGCGCACCCAACCGUCGCCCGUCCGACGCCGAGUCGCUACUUGGACUGGGAAUCGAGAUCGCAGCAUGAUCAAAGAAGAAGAAGGUACUCUCGUCAGCGAUUUGAUCGGUUUCCUCAUCAAAGAUUUGCAUUCUCCUCUUUCUCCUUGUCCUAAUCUGUUCCUCUCUCGUCUUCGCCUCUUCUGCUUCCGGUAAUCUCGUGCAAGAAA
This is a messenger RNA of Zingiber officinale, 605 nucleotides long. RefSeq lists its product as uncharacterized. The record is from RefSeq and is a predicted model, not a curated record. The coding region runs from base 168 to 551 and encodes 127 amino acids. The transcript has 2 exons. NCBI's taxonomy places the organism in Eukaryota, Viridiplantae, Streptophyta, Magnoliopsida, Zingiberales, Zingiberaceae.